Messenger RNA from Knipowitschia caucasica, 711 nucleotides. NCBI's taxonomy places the organism in Eukaryota, Metazoa, Chordata, Actinopteri, Gobiiformes, Gobiidae. The record is from the annotation of a GenBank genome assembly.
AUGGUGCUACGCCGCGGCCCAAAACGCAAGUGCGAGCCAAACGCAAGUGCGAGACAAACGCAAGUGCGAGACAAACGCAAGUGCGAGACAAACGCAAGUGCGAGACAAACGCAAGUGCGAGACAAACGCAAGUGCGAGACAAACGCAAGUGCGAGACAAACGCAAGUGCGAGACAAACGCAAGUGCGAGACCAAACGCAAGUGCGAGACCAAACGCAAGUGCGAGACCAAACGCAAGUGCGAGACCAAACGCAAGUGCGAGACCAAACGCAAGUGCGAGACCAAACGCAAGUGCGAGACCAAACGCAAGUGCGAGACCAAACGCAAGUGCGAGACCAAACGCAAGUGCGAGACCAAACGCAAGUGCGAGACCAAACGCAAGUGCGAGACCAAACGCAAGUGCGAGACCAAACGCAAGUGCGAGACCAAACGCAAGUGCGAGACCAAACGCAAGUGCGAGACCAAACGCAGGUGCGAGACCAAACGCAGGUGCGAGACCAAACGCAGGUGCGAGACCAAACGCAGGUGCGAGACCAAACGCAGGUGCGAGACCAAACGCAGGUGCGAGACCAAACGCAGGUGCGAGACCAAACGCAGGUGCAUCUCACGCUGCGUCUACCGCUGCGGAUUAACGCCGCGCCCUAAUACUGCUGCUGGCGCCACUGCUAACCCUACGUGCGCCAACGCCACUAACCCCAACGCUCUCCGCUGA